Molecule: messenger RNA, 3551 nt
Organism: Fopius arisanus
Lineage: Eukaryota; Metazoa; Arthropoda; Insecta; Hymenoptera; Braconidae
Gene: elg1
Product: enhanced level of genomic instability 1
Exons: 2
Coding region: 125-3472 (1115 amino acids)
Cellular component (GO): nucleus
Molecular function (GO): ATP hydrolysis activity; DNA binding; ATP binding
Source: RefSeq, a predicted model, not a curated record
AACAGGAGUUGGCGCCAAAAAUCGCUAGAAAACCCGUGAGUGAGAUCAUUCUACGAUAAAAUAUUCUUCAAAACAAUUUGUAAAUGUUCAAGUGAUCGCGUGGAAAAGUGGAUUCAAUCGAGAGAUGAAAGAUCUCACUCAUUACUUCAUGGACAUGGAUAAAUCCCCAGAGACUCCGAAAAUUCGGCAAAAUGGGGUUACGAAUAGUGCAACAAAUACCGAGGGUGUUACCCUCAGAAAACGUGGCAGAGUGAAGAUAAAAAUAUCCCAGAGAAAUGACGAGGAGAGGAUAUGUGAUAUAAUCGAGAGUAAACACGAUCUUGUAGACAAAACUCCGAGUCCCUUCAAUGUGGUCAAGGAGAAGAUCGAAAUAUCACCCGGAGGGACUCCGAAACGCUCUGGGAUGUUAGAGAGUCAACCAGCUGAUUUGGAAAUCGUGGUGAGUGAUUCCGAGUGUGAAGAGAGUAUCUUUAGUCCCCCGAGAAACUCCUUGAAAAAUUCGAGGAAUGAAAAGGACGAGGAACCCCAGAAGGUGGUGAGCUCCAAUGCUUUCCAGGUGCUCAUGACUCGAAGCAAGCCCAUUCAGUAUCUCCCCCAAAAACCUCUCAGUCCUGAACAAGAGGCCACCGAAGCUAAGAAAAAUCAAGACAUUAAGAACAGGAUGAAACAGAAUAAAGAGAAACUUACUGCCCUUGCUGAUAAGAAAGGCCACAGUAAGAGAAAGCUAGCAGAAGCUGAGGAGGCAGAGAGGAUUGAGAAGAGACUGGAGAACAGGGCGAAAGUGUUCAAGAGACUCAAAAGAGAGGAGGAACCACCUGGAAAUCAGAACCAACGACAUUCUGGAGGACUACAUAAUUAUUUCAGCAAAAUGUCUCCGGAAGAUCGUAAAAAAGAAAAAUUACUGGCCCUAUCAACGGUUGUGGUUAAGGCAGAGGUUCAUGGCUCUAAACUUCUGGAAGAAACAUCAAAAGUCGUGAUAAAACCUAAAGUUUUGACAAAAGCAGCUAAAAAUAAGACUAGAAAGGUUUUAGCUGCUAUUGAUGACAUUCAAGUGUUGAGGCCAGAGAGUCCGAGUCCUCCUACCGCCAUAACCAUUUCUCCUGAACCACCAGUGCUUCAACCCAUGAAUCAGUCUAAGCCGACGAAGAAACCUAAAUGGUCCCUCAGAAUUAAUCUGUCUGGAGGAGAGGAUUUGUCGAAAGACGAAGAUAACGAGCGUGAAGCCAAAAGUAUCCCCGAAGGUCUACCAAAACUCAGAAAGAAGAAGCCAAAAGAAAACUUGAAAAAAAAUUCAAAAGUAAAACCAGAGAUAGAAGUUCCGCCAACCGCCCAUGACGACUCGGAAAUAAACCCAGAGCCUGAAACUCCCACAACCAUUCUUGAAACACCUCCAGAUUCUCUGGAUGAUUCAAUACUUAUCUUCGACCCUCCGAAAUCCUUGAAAAAACUUGAAACGCUUCCCAGAAGUGACUCAGACCCUCUUCCAGAAAAAAAUUCAGAGAUGUCAGAAUUAAUCCGUAUGCACUCGCAGCCCUCCACCGACAAUUAUAUUGCCGAAAUCAAAGUCCAGAAGCUAGCCCCUCUCUUCAUAAAACGCCAGAAGCCAGAUCCAGAGGUAGUGGCAGCUAGAAAAUCGUUCCUCUACUCCAGAUCACCAGAGAAUCCCAAGAAAAAAUUGAAAAAGUACCCUGUGCUUGGACCAUCAAUUCUUCCUUUUCCCUCAAUCUCCCACGUAACUCAACACUCCUCAACGAAUGUCCUAGAGGAUCCUACCAUAUCUCUAAAAAUACCAUCCAGAGUCCCUUGGAUUCCCACUUCAAUCUUCAAUCCGUUAGAUUUUAAAUCCUUGAACAACUCCAGCAUUUUAAAACCCUCCAGGAACCCGAAAAAAGACCUAAAACACCAAAAAUUAGAUCCCGAAGAUAUUUUAACCGAAAUCGAGUCGAGAUGCGCGGACGUUCGAGAGCUAUGGAGUAUAGUAUCCCCGAUAACUCAGCCAACUAAAGAGUCCCCAAAACGACGAGGAAGAAAACGAAAAUCUCUCGAAAAAAAUCCACCUCUCCUGGAAGCCGAGAAGGACUUGGAGAGCGUGGUAUGGACCCAAAAGUACAGGCCCCUGGCUGCAAGACAAAUAGUGGGGAAUGAGGAGGCAGCGAUGAAACUCAAAUCAUGGCUGGAGGCUUGGCGGUCGACUGGGAGGGAUGAUUAUAGCAGUGGCGAGGAAUUUUAUUCAUCAGACAACAGUUUCCAGAAUAAUCUUGAGACUAAUCAAGUUGCAGUACUACUUGGGCCCUACGGUGCAGGCAAAACUGCAUCGGUGUAUGCAGUUGCUGAGGAGUUAGGGUACACUGUACUGGAGCUCAAUGCAUCCAGUAGAAGACCUGGUAAGAAGAUCCUCAAGGAUUUUGAAGAGGCGACCAAGUCCCAUCGGAUCAAGAAGACAGAUCCAGGCUCUCAGAUAAAAUUGAAGAGUGAGAAAAUACCUCAGAAUUCGCUAAUACUCGUUGAGGAUGUUGACCUUGUAUUCGAUGAGGACGAGGGUUUCGUCUCAGCAACCUGUCAGCUGGCGACCAACACAAAAAGACCUAUUGUCAUGACCUGCAGGGGAGUCUGUGCCCAUUUGAACAGAUUGGCAGCCCAACAAAUGAGAAUUUAUUAUCAAGGAAUGUCUGGAGACAGGGCUGGAGCCCUGCUGGAGGUCAUCACCCUCGCCGAGACUGGGACUCGACUACCGCAUUCCUGUGUCGAGAAGCUCUUGGCGAAGGGGGAUCUCAGAAGAGCUGUCCUCCAGCUCCAGUACCUGGUACUGUCUGGAGUGCCUCAGGCUACAGAGAUUCCUUGUAGAUUUGGGGAGACUCUAUGGGGGGACGUCAAGAAUCAUCUGUACAAACCCGCGGUUAAAAGCGAACGAAAGAUGGGGAAGAGAAAGGAAAAGUCAGAAGAGACUAGUGGAGAUUCAAAUAUCGAUAUUCUUCAGGAGUUGUCCAGUGAUCUCGAGACAAUUUCUCUUUUUUCGACUUUCGUGGAAAUCGAUGAUCCUGUUUUAACCGUUUCUGAAGUGAAGUUUGAGCCUAGUCUGUCACUUCUUGAGAAUGAAGACUUGUAUUCUAGUAAUUAUUCGCAGAUGAUGGAGAUAUCCCAGUGGUUGAGGGAUAGAGUGGUGGAUAAGAGAAGUGGGAAGGAGGAGAGAAUGAGUUCUAAUCAAUUUUUGUUGAUGAAGAAGGAACUCAAUUUUGGGGUAAACCUCGCACUCUCUCAGGUGACGAGUAAUAAUUUGGAUAGUGAUUCUAUAAGGACUGAUUAUUUGCCAACUGUGAGAAAUAUCUGCAGAGCAGAGGAACUGAAGAUAAAUAAUAAUUCGAAAAGGGGAAAUCGAUUUUUUCACUAUCUGCAGAAUCUCAGACUACCGUCGGCAUCGACAAAGUCCAAUGUACUGGCAGCUGCUUGUAAAAUAUUGUGGGACGAUCAGUAAACUAGAGAUGUAUAAAAAUAUUGGGUUCAUUAUGUGCUUUCUAGAAUUAUUUUAUAUUGAAUGCAUCGGGGUUUUUUUU